This is a messenger RNA of Aureobasidium melanogenum CBS 110374, 4461 nucleotides long. RefSeq lists its product as uncharacterized. Gene Ontology annotation, molecular function: RNA binding. NCBI's taxonomy places the organism in Eukaryota, Fungi, Ascomycota, Dothideomycetes, Dothideales, Saccotheciaceae. The transcript has 5 exons. Bases 1 to 4461 code for a protein of 1486 amino acids. The record is from RefSeq and is a predicted model, not a curated record.
AUGCAUCUCGCUACAUCUUGCCGCCAAGCUAAGAGUUGCAGCUCCAGUCCAGACUCCAGACUUCACGCCGCCUGCACCUUCCACUCAAACUUCGCGUCUCCCGACUUCCCCGCGACGUUUUCGCGCCUGGUAGCCAGUCUACCGAAUGUUUUCUUCAUCUCGAAGAUGAAUUCCUGGCUGGGCAGCACCAUCUCCGAUAAGCUCGGUGAGGCUUUAGCCUACAAGACUGCAAGGCAUGAUGGCAUCAAGCCUGAGCCUUCUUUACUUGUUGAUGUGACUGAGAAUGGCAGCAACUUGAAAGUCCGCGUAAAUAUGCCAACCGUCUCACUACAUGUGCUUAGGGUCCAAGGUUCAGUACUCACAGUCACCGAUGGCUCAGCCUCCGUACAAGCCAGACUGUCUUCCACCUGCAAACAACGAUUCGAAAAUCAGUAUUCACCGUCGCUCUCAUUCAUUGAGAAAAAGUCCAUCACCUCCACUAUUUCAGACAUUACUCACACAACACUGGGUCCUCUUAACUCGCGGAUUCAGCUGCAGCUUUCCAGCUUGUCUAUUUCUCACAAUCCUUUGGACCUUUCUGCUACCAGACCCGACCGCAUCACACCUGUUCACACGAUCGAAAAGAUUAGGGCGUGUCUGAUUCAGCUGCAACAACUUCAUCAAUCAGCGUCAGCGACCGAGCCUCUUGCAGUGGACGAUGACUCAGUUGCGGCACUCACGACCACUGACAUUAGCGAUGUAGUGAUGAUCGAAGCUCCUUCAAAUGCUCCAAGCGCUCCUGAGAGAACCACUCCUUUGAAGCGAACCCAUGCGCAGUCCUCUCCCAACCAUCCAAGUUCUCAUCGAGUCGUGAAACCUCGCAUUCAUGAUGAAGAUCAAGAUGUCAUUGUUCAGACAGGCAUAAAUCUGCAACAGCCUGUACAGCUUCAAGCCAAUGAGUCUCAAGAGCGCAACAAACAGCUGAUGCUGAGCCUUAUACAAAAGAAUUUGGGUGCAAGAGCUUCUGUUUCCGCCGACCGGGAGCAAGCUCUGCGUUUGGGUGGCUUUAUGUCAGCGCAAAUGGCUCCACCCCCAGUUCCAGCUGCUGGUAACAGUAAUGUUCAGCCACAAGUACUGUCGCAACCAGCAUCGCAGCCAACCUCACAAACCUUCGAAUCGCAGGUACCCAUGCCCGAUAUCCCUGUUGUCGAAUCUGUUGGAAGAUCCAGUUAUCCGAAGAACACGUCCGUUGUGCAGCCCGAAACUGAAAACAUGUCUUUGCAUACACGACCUAGGAUUCAUCAACCAAAUAACACGCCAACUUCAGCCCAGCCAGAGCCAUUGGAAGUUACACAAUCAUCUCUGCCACGAAUGCCGCCACCACGGGCUCCCUUGCCAUCACAAUCAGAAGCUCUAGCAGCUUCUCUGACUACUUCCAGCUCACAUUUGUUAGACACUUCGUCUUCCAGCAUUCAAGGGUCGCUGCACAGAGCCCCUUCAGCGUUGAUGGUCAAAUAUGCGCGAAAACCUAUGCCGGAAAAUCAGAGCAAACUGCUAGAAAAGCCUUCCUCGUGGUAUCCUCCAAGGCCUGGAACCACGUUCCCUCAUCCGAAUGUUCCUGUGGAAGUUCUCGACAAGGUUGAAAAGGCUGCUGAGCGGCGAGCGGCAAGACGAAAAGAGGAGGAGCGAAAGAGACAGUCGCAAAAAGCAAACGAACGAGAACAAGGGAGCCUAUCGAAUGCUCUGCCGGUGACUCAGGGGACACAGGAUACCCUACUCUCGUGGGAAUCGUCACCAGAGCAUCAUACCCGGCCUCGGUCUCGCAUGGAUACGCUUCGUCGUUCAACUAAUUUCGUGGAUCCAGAACCGCUACCAGCUAGGUUGCCACCAGGCGAGCUACCACCUGACAGCAGCGCAGAGGAUCGCACGCAAGUAGAUGACCCCGAGGUAGAUGAGUCUCUCGACCAGAUACCUUCGAGCCCACCUUCUGGCUCUUUAUCUCAAGAAAGUUAUGCUUCCGGGCUCGAUGUUGUCGCAACACCCCAGCCAAAUCUGCGACAGCUACCCGAGUAUCCCUUGGGCUCACCCGCAGAAAACUUCUCAGGAUCAAAUCCUGGGUCACAGCCCGGCAAGAUUGUGUUGCGAGACCCUCCAGCAAAGACCACAUCUUACAAUAAGACCCAGCCUGAAAGGGAUGUUCGUGCCUCAUCCCCUGUCCUUGAAGUCGCCGCAAGUCCUCAACCUCGUGAGAGACCCGAGGAAGAGUCUAAUAUGCGAUUCGCGGACCGGGACCAUGAAGAAUCAUCAGCUUCGCAGAAUAUCAGACGCCUCAAUGACACACUCUCACUAGUCAAUCGACCUCAAGAUGAUGAUAUUGUGAUGAACGAUCAACAAGCUGACAACGAUCCGGCUGUUGAUGGGCAAGAACAAAACAUUGUCGCAGAAUCCCCAAGACCUCAGUCACGACGAGACCGAAGGACCAGCUGGGGACUUUCAGAAUCAGCUGAGACGAUCGAACAGAGGCGAGCUCGUAUGAAGCGCGAGUUCUUCGAGCAGCGGCGGAAGACUACCACUCACAUAACCAAUCUCAGCACUACGUAUGUGUCGCCGCCAAAGGCUCGACUCAAUGAUGAAAAUGGGGAGAACCUAGAAGCCCCUGAUGCGAAUGCAGAAACACAUUUUAAUCCGGUGAAAGUUGACGGCCCAGCACUGAAACCAGCUAAGCCGACCGACUCCAGUGCCGCCAACAGAGUCAGAAUCAUGGACCAGUGGCGCCGACAGAGCAGUCAAAAAGAUGAUCGAUCUGUGAGCGAAACAUCGAGUACCGGAGAACGUCCAGGAUCUGCUGCUCCUGACCCCAAUAUUUCUGUUCAUGCUAUUUCUGAGCUUUCAGUCUCGGGACCCGUUGCUUUGGAGGUAUCUGCUCCUAAAUCGCCCGUACCCCCUGUCCGAUCAUUGCCGCCCAGGCCUUUGCGCAAUGCGGACGUUCAAGUUCGUGAUUCAACUCUUCAGACUCGACAACAGAUCAAAAGAGGCACAUUCGGCGCUCCGAGUCGAGCUCUUUGGGUUGGAUCACUCCCAGAAAACAUUGACAACAGACAACUUAGAAACUUGUUUGCAGAGUUCAAUCCUUCUAGUGUGUCUGCUAAGAACCAGUCUGGCUUCGUUAAUUUCAGCGACAUCGAUACAGCUUGCAGAGCUUUCGAAGCAAAACACGACACUCCACUCGACGGGAAAAUGAUUGUGUGUAAGUUCGCAGCACCUCGCGGACCUGCUCCCAUGGAUGAAAUUUUCGAACGCCGCCCUGUUCCGGAUCCAGACCGCCUCGUGAUGUCUACUUCGACGCCUGCUCGAAGUACCGCAAAAGAACCACAAGCUCUGACUGUUGAUGAUCUGUUUCGUCAGUUGGUCAACAAGCGCAAUUUCAAAGGCAAUAGGACGGCUUUUGAAACUUUGUGCAGGUCCCUACACACGUCUUCGCAUGUCCCACCACCACAGUGGGACACUUAUGUGGUUUUGCAGGCAGCUGAAUUUCAGCCAUGGGCCAGUCGCACUCUCGCUAACGGCGGGAAAGUCGUCGACUAUGAAACGUAUUGGCGUGACCACCUUCAGGAGACAGCGAAGCCCGACCUGGAUCCUGUGUUGACUCCAGCCAGGCUAGAUGCUAUCUUCAACAAGACACGUGCUGUUGAACCACCUCCGAUCAGAUCGAGCGCGCCCGUCACUCCGCAGACCACUCCAGGUGCUAGACGAUUGAUGCCAGCACCUAUUCAGGAGACACCAACUUCGACUUCUUCUCACACUUCUAGAGCCGCAGCUGAUGAAUUGAGACGAUCUGUCGUCGAACGUGAUGCUCAAAGCACGACCAACUCACCACGAUCUGUUGUCGAGCGCAAUUCUCAAAGCACGGCCAUAUCACCACGGAACACCGUUUCUGCGCAGCCUCAUCCUCUUGCAGAUUUACUUGAACCUCUCAGAACUUCGAAAUGGCUGCGCCAGAAUUUCCUAAGAGAUCCGAAAGGAAUGAUCGUUCAGCAAAAUCUCUAUCAAAUGUAUAAAGAGGCCUUUGCUGGUGCGACAGUUCCGUUAAUGUUGGGUGGACCAUUUAUAAAUCAUGUGUUCAACACCUUCCCCGGUCAUACCUUGAGUGCGCCCGAUGAGCAAGGGGUAUCUCCGCACCUAUUCCCAGUGGGCGAGAUGAACGUAGUGAGUAUUCCUCUGCAUCUCGCAGUCCUGCUCGACAGCAGUACCCUCGCGAUUUCCGACGUGAAAGGGACCUUGCCCCGAGAAGAUCUCUUCCAUUUACGGGGGAACAAGUUCACUCGAGAUCUCGGUCACCGCCGCGUCAUCCUGCUCCACCGAGAGUACCGAAGGGACCACGACGCAGAUUCUGAGAAACCCGAAUACGGCGAUUUUUUCAAGAAAUAUCGCUCGUUAGGAAACGUGACUAAGAAAGGCAACGCCUUCUCCGAUCGCGAAUGA